This is a messenger RNA of Cadophora gregata, 1548 nucleotides long. RefSeq lists its product as uncharacterized. The record is from RefSeq and is a predicted model, not a curated record. Gene Ontology annotation, cellular component: plasma membrane. Lineage: Eukaryota; Fungi; Ascomycota; Leotiomycetes; Helotiales; Ploettnerulaceae. The coding region runs from base 1 to 1548 and encodes 515 amino acids. Gene Ontology annotation, biological process: transmembrane transport; carboxylic acid transport. Gene Ontology annotation, molecular function: carboxylic acid transmembrane transporter activity. The transcript has 4 exons.
AUGUUCGGGUUCAAGAAGGAACCAGCCGUCCAGGCGCAAGGCGACUUUGGCUCGGAUGCGCCCUAUGUCCAAAAUGCGGAAACGGAUUUGGAGAAUACAGGCAAGAAUCGAUGGGCGAAGCUCUGGCCGGUCAUGGCUUGCGGAGCUGGUCUUUUCUCCGAUGGAUAUGUGAACAACGUCAUAGGUUCCGUAUCAACAAUGCUCGGCCAGAUCUACGGCGCCAGAUAUAAAGGAUCCAGUGCCCAGAAGAACAUUUCCGCCAUCACAUUCGCUGGUACUGUACUCGGCCAGCUCAUUUUUGGUUAUACCAGCGACAAGUGGUCGAGAAAAAACUCUUUAUUACUCUCGACCGUUAUCCUCAUCGUUUUCACGGCUCUUGCAGCAGGAUCGUACGGCGCCGGUGGCAGUCUACAAGGCAUGUUUGCUGCUCUUACAGCAUAUCGUUUCCUCGUCGGAAUUGGUAUUGGAGGAGAGUAUCCAGCAGGUAGUGUUGCAUGCUCUGAAGCCACGGGAGAGCUCAAGUCCGGCACAAGAAAUCGAUGGUUCAUCCUUUUUACCAAUGUCAUGAUCGACUGGGGGUUCGUCAUUGGUGCUUUCAUACCUUAUCUCCUCGUGGUUAUUUGCACAGAAAAUCAUCUGCGUGCUGCAUGGAGAAUCUCCUUGGGUUUGGGUGUUUUGCCCCCCUUGAUUUUGCUGUGGUUGCGGAUCAAGCUCCAGGAACCCGAGGAGUUCAAGAAGGAGAGCAUGAAAUAUGUCAGAAUUCCUUACCUAUUGGUACUUAGAUACUAUGGAUUCAGGCUCUGCAUCGUUUCCCUGGUUUGGUUCCUCUACGACUUCUCUACUUAUUCCUUCGGUAUCUUCUCGUCAACAAUUCUCGCAAAUAUCUACGGAGAUACAGCUCCACUCACAACAGUUUUCGGGUGGAACACAGUAAUCAACUUGUUCUAUAUUCCUGGUGCUAUGCUGGGUUCCAUUUACUCAGACAAGAUUGGUCCCAAGUAUGCCCUAGCCUCUGGUGUAUUUGCGCAAGCUGUGGUCGGCUUCAUCAUGGCCGGUCUAUAUCCAACCCUUGCCAAACCCGAGAAUGUAGUUGGGUUUGCCGUGGUUUACGGAAUCUUCUUGUCGCUUGGAGAACUCGGCCCAGGGGAUAAUAUUGGACUGGUUGCAUCGAAGACAUGUGCUACAGGAGUCCGAGGACAAUAUUAUGCUAUCGCUGCUGCGAUCGGGAAGGUUGGUGCCUUUGUUGGCACCUACAUCUUCCCAUAUAUUGAGGCGGCAGGAGGAAAGGGCACGAAUGCUUCUGCUCAGUAUCCUUUCUAUGUCUCAAGUUGUUUCUGUGUCCUAUCGGCGUUCGUGGUCAUGGUGUUCCUCCCCUUCAUCGGGCAGGAUACCAUCACGAAAGAGGAUAUCAAGUUCAGGGAGUAUCUCACAAGUAAAGGGUGGGAUGUGAACCAAUUGGGUUUGUUGAAGGGCGAGUCUGUUGAGAGCCGGGCUGCUGUUGCGGAUGCUAUUAAUGCUGAGCAUGAGAAGGAUGCGAAGUCCGAGUAA